Messenger RNA from Chenopodium quinoa (quinoa), 1398 nucleotides. RefSeq lists its product as uncharacterized. The record is from RefSeq and is a predicted model, not a curated record. Gene Ontology annotation, molecular function: zinc ion binding. The transcript is spliced from 5 exons. The coding region runs from base 1 to 1398 and encodes 465 amino acids. Lineage: Eukaryota; Viridiplantae; Streptophyta; Magnoliopsida; Caryophyllales; Amaranthaceae.
AUGAGGCUCCAUGACCUGAUGGAGACUGUUUGGAUAGACUGGGGCAUUAGGAUUAGUAAAUAUAAGGCUCAAAGGGCAAGGAGAAGAGGGCAGGCUCUUAUUGUUGGUGAAUACAAGGAGCAAUAUGCAUUGCUUCCUAGAUAUGCAGCAGAGAUAAUGAGAAGCAACAGGGGAAAUACAGUGAAACUCAAGUUAAAUGGGACUGUAUUUGAUAGGAUUUACAUCUGUUUUAAGGCUCUGAGAAAAGGUCUUUUGGAUGGAUGUAGGCCUUUUAUCUCAUUAGAUGGUUGCUUUUUAAAGGGUCCUUAUGGGGGGCAAUUGUUGGUAGCAGUUGGUAGGGAUGGGAACAACCAAAUGUUCCCCUUAGCAUGGGCUGUGGUUGGUGUUGAGAGCACUGACACUUGGAGUUGGUUCCUAGAUCUACUUGCAGCUGAUUUGGGAACAAGAGAAGGGGUUGGAGGGGUUUUUAGUGGAAGCUUAGAGUAUAGGAAGCAAUUUUGGAUUAUUGCCAAGUCCACCACUGAGAAUGAUUUUCUUGACAAAUUACAAGUUCUAAGAGAGCUUUCAAAUGAUGCUGCUGAAGAUUUGUUGAAGAGGAAUUAUAAAAAAUGGUGUAGGGCUUUCGACACUCCUAUGGCUUCAUGUGACAGUGUUGACAACUACAUGUCUGAAGUUUUUAAUGCAUACAUACUUAAAUGGAGAAUCCAGCAGCAGCUUGAGAAACACAAAGUAUGGGCAAGGGGAUGGAAUGCAUAUUGGGAUGGUGGAUUUUGCUAUGGGGGGAAGGAUGGGGAAACUCAGACCGGAUAUGGUGUGAAUUUAGUGAGCAGAACAUGCUCUUGCAAUGCAUGGAAAAUUAGUGGCAUACCAUGCAAACAUGGUGUGGUGGCCAUUUGGAACAAAGUGGACCAACUAGAGCAGUAUGUGAAUGAUUACUUCAGGAAACAUACUUAUGCAAAGGCUUAUGAUCACCUACUUGAGCCUCUAAAUGGUCCACAGGAAUGGCCUACUGGUGAGUUCAGUGUCAGUGCUCCUGAGAUAAAAAAAAGGAAUGCACCAAGGGAAAGCCCCACUGGUGUACAGACCUCUAUUGCAGCCCCAACAGACCCUGGACCAGCUGUUCCAAUGCACAACAGAGGGGUAGGUGUAUACACCUACCCUAAUGGCUUUCAAAGACAAGCAACUCCACUACCUCAGACCAUGCCAAGACAGUCAAGAGGAGCUGCAUUUUACUCUGACAAUGCAAGAGAACAGACUGUGUACUCCGUCUCUCAAGAAUAUACCUUCACUCAAUCACAACCAGAGGCAGCAUCUCAAUCAUCACAAACAAUAUCAUCACAAGCAUUGCAAGACUUAGCUAAGGCAAAGCAAGUGCAGAUUAGAGACAAGAACAAAUGA